AACAGGACUAUAAAUAUCAGAGUUUCUCUCCGGGCUUUGUGGAGCUGCCGCAGACAAGCAGAGGGAAAGGAAGCUGUCUGGUUGGAAGAGGUUGCGACAACCUCAGCAAUGUGGAGAAGACUGGGGCUUGCCCUGGCUCUCUGUCUCCUCCCCUAUGGAGGAACAGAGAGCCAGGGCGAAAGCUCCAUUUGUAAGCAACCUCCAGCCUGGAGUAUAAGAGAUGAGAAUCCAAUGCUGAACUCCCACGGUACAGUGACCGUGGUUGCUCUUCUUCAAGCCAGCUGAUACAUGUGCAUUCUGCAGGCGUCCAGAUUGGAUGACCUUCGAGUAAAACUAGACCAAGAAGGAUAUUAUAAUAUUUCUUAUGUUGUUGUUAAUCACCAAGGAAUCGCUUCUCGAUUAAAAUACAUACAUCUUAGAAACAAGGUUUCAGACCAUAUUCCUGUUUAUCAACAAGAAGAACAACAAACAGAUGUCUGGACUCUCUUAAAUGGAGAAAAAGAUGACUUCCUCAUAUAUGACAGAUGUGGCCGUCUUGUAUACCAUCUUGGUUUGCCUUAUUCCUUCCUAACCUUCCCAUAUGUAGAAGAAGCCAUUAAGAUUGCUUACUGUGCAAAGAAAUGUGGAAACUGCUCUCUCAGGACUCCUGAAGAUGAAGACUUCUGUAAAAAUGUGUCUUCGGCUACUGAAGUUCUGCAUCCACAUCACCAUCACGGGCAUCAUCACAAGCACGGGCAUCAUCCCCUUAGGAGCAGUGAGCUUUCAGAGAGUCAGCAACUAGAGGCACCAGAUAUCCCUAAGCAUCCCUCUCCUCUAGGUCUUCAUCACCACCAUCUCCAUAAGGGCCAACAUAGGCAGAGACAGGGUUACCUGGAGAGCUGAGACUUGCCAGCAAGUGAAGGUUUUAAACCUUCACUUGCACAAAGGAAGCUCUGCCGAAAGGGAUGUGUAAACCAAUUACUGUGUAAGUUGUCCAAAGAUUCAGAGUCAGUAUCUAGUAGCUGUUGCUGCCAUUGUCGACAUCUGAUAUUUGAAAAAACAGGAUCUGCAAUCACCUGACAGUGCGCAGAAAACCUCCCAUCUUUAUGUAGCUGCCAGGGACUUUUUGCGGAGGAGAAAGUCAUUGAAUCUUGUCAGUGCCGAGCACCUCCAGCUGCCUGACAAGCAAAUCAGCAGCUGAAACCCACAGAAGUCAGCCCCAACUGAAGUUGAAAUAAUAGGUCAAAAAAGUGAAAAUGACGUUCAAACUAAAUAUUUAAAAUAAGACAUAUUCCCCAGUUCAGUCUGGCACAAUUUAAUUUACAGAAUUUUUACAAGCCAACUAAUUAAUCAGUGAACUAAAAACAGGAAUUGGAUUUGUACAAACAUGGAGAAAUGUACCAGAUUAGCUUCUAAAUUUUAAAUUUUAUGCCAUUGAAAUUUUGACCCAAACCAUAUUUUUUAUUAUGGGGCAACUGAAAAGUGAUUGCAGCUUUUGGUUAAUGUGUCUUUCUUUUUCUUUUUCCAGCAUUCUAUUUGCAUUGAUGAGGACAGAAACAUAAACUAUAACCUAGGGGUUUCUGUUGGAUAGUUAGUAAUUUAGAAUGGAGGAAGAACAACAAAGACAUAUUUUCCAUUUUUUUCUUUACUCAUCUCUCAAAGCAAUGUAAUCUUUGUCUUCUUGAUCUUAUAAUUUUAACUGAUUAAACCUUUAAAGAAAUGCACUCUGUUUUUUAAGAUCC
Messenger RNA from Castor canadensis (American beaver), 1721 nucleotides. It is a transcript of the gene Selenop, whose product is annotated as selenoprotein P. The record is from RefSeq and is a predicted model, not a curated record. Gene Ontology annotation, cellular component: extracellular region. NCBI's taxonomy places the organism in Eukaryota, Metazoa, Chordata, Mammalia, Rodentia, Castoridae. Gene Ontology annotation, biological process: selenium compound metabolic process. Gene Ontology annotation, molecular function: selenium binding.